Gadus macrocephalus (Pacific cod) is the source of this 1659-nucleotide messenger RNA. RefSeq names its product N-myc (and STAT) interactor (gene nmi). NCBI's taxonomy places the organism in Eukaryota, Metazoa, Chordata, Actinopteri, Gadiformes, Gadidae. Gene Ontology annotation, cellular component: cytoplasm. The record is from RefSeq and is a predicted model, not a curated record. The coding region runs from base 149 to 1267 and encodes 372 amino acids. The transcript is spliced from 9 exons.
AACGAGCCUACUCGGUAAGUAAUCUUGACCGAUUUGUAAACUAUUCUUGUCGUGUUCUUAAUUGGUGCACUUAUAACCUAUUAGAAUAAAACACAAUUCUGACACUUGUUUUUGAUCACAGUAUCAACGAUACUGAUCGACGAACACGAUGAACCACUUCACGCUUAAUGCUGGCAGUGGCGAGGAAGGAGGGGAAAUCGCCGAUGCAUUAAAAGAGCUGGAAAUGUGGAAGGGUAAAGUGGAAGAGGCCACAUGUGUGAAAGCCGACCUCGUUCUGGAAGCAACCAAGCAAGAGAAGGCCAAGACCAAGGCGAAUAAUGACAUGAAUGCUGCUCUUGAACAGCAAAAUAAAUAUCUGGAGGAAUGCAACAAGGCCACGUUUGCCAUAGAGGGUGACAUCCUCAGACUUCAGAAGGAAAAUAAGCAUUUGAUGGACCGACUAAGUGGCCGCAAAGAUGCUUUAGAUUUAAAAAGAACCCGGGUUGAUCAAUUAACAGAGCAAUUAAAGUUCAGUGCCAAGAUUCCUGACAUUAAGCUAAAGUUUAGUGAAGUGCUAAAGGAAGAGGAGGACAGCGAGGUGGGCGAGGUGGGCGAGCACAUCAGUGGAUACCACACCAUCACAGAGAGACCAACCACGGUACUCACCGGAGGACAGGCACUCAUCACCUUCGAAGAAAAGAAAGUGGCUUCCCAGAUUCUGAGGAUGGCCAAGUGCCCUGUUCCUGUUGAGAAGGAUACAUUAGAUGUGAUACCAAAGAGUCUGACCCUGGGGUCUGCUGUCAAGUUCGGGAUCCAGCUUGACGUGUCAAAGAAGGCGUUGAAGUUCUCUGGUGUGCGGUCUGACAUGAGCCAGGAGGCGAUCAGAGGUCACCUGGAGUCCAGUUUCUCCAGGCCUAGCAGAGGAGGAGGAGAGGUGGAGAGGGUGGAGUAUGACCCAGACACCGGCACGGGCAAAGUCACCUUCCUCAAUACUGGAGUUGCUGAGCGACUGGCUUUGAUUGGCAUGUACAGUGUUGAUUUGGACGCACAUGUGACUAUAAAGGUUGAACCUGUGAUCCAAUACCAUCUGGAUGGGUUCCAGGCCUUUUGUGGCGCCCCAGAGAGGACUGUUCUGCUGGACAAAAUCAGGGACGUGGAAGAUGAGGAAGACAUGGCAGACAUCCUGGAGAUCUUCUUCCAGAAGCAGACCAACUCUGGCGGGGAGAUUGAGAGCAUCAAGUACAUCUCCAGGGGCAAGGAGCUGCUGGCCUUGUUUGAUGUCAUAUAAUUGACUUCAAUCAUGAUUUCCAAUGGAGAAGUGUGAAAUGGCGCUAGGCCUAUAGUAUCUUAAAAAAUAAAAGUUGAAUGUGGUGGGUUUUCGCUGUUCUAUGUAGCUACGUUUUUGCUAUUAUUCAAGGCUUUCAAAUCAUAAUAUACAGGUUAUAUUUCGUUUUCCAGAAGAGGAAAACUCAGGAACAUAGUUGAUGAGUUUGGCUUUAAAGCUAAAUUUGCAACAGACAUACAUAUGAAUAAUGUUAUAUUAAUAAGUUCGUUUAUAUAUCAAUUAUAUUAAGUGCAUAGAACAAUGGAACAAACACAAAAUUAAGGAUUUCUCCUGUGUAAAGGUUAAAAACAGAAACCAGGGCAAAUAACAUCAAUAAAAGCACAAAAUAAACCUUG